Messenger RNA from Plasmodium malariae, 1443 nucleotides. It is a transcript of the gene PRP45, whose product is annotated as pre-mRNA-processing protein 45, putative. Bases 1 to 1443 code for a protein of 480 amino acids. Gene Ontology annotation, biological process: mRNA splicing, via spliceosome. The record is from RefSeq and is a predicted model, not a curated record. NCBI's taxonomy places the organism in Eukaryota, Apicomplexa, Aconoidasida, Haemosporida, Plasmodiidae. The transcript has 2 exons. Gene Ontology annotation, cellular component: spliceosomal complex.
AUGACAGAUUUUUUAAGGAAUAUUCCAAAACCGAAGAAGAAUAUAUAUGAAGAUGUAGUGGAUGAAAAUGAUUUUAAAUCAAACCAUUCUCCAAAAAAAAAGGAAACGAAUAAUCAGUGUUAUGAAUAUUUAAAAAGAAAACACUUAAGAAUUACAUGUAAUGAAGAUUUUAGAGGAGGUGGAGCGUACCCCGAAAUACAUAUAAAUCAAUAUCCUAAUAAUGUAGGACUAAAAAAUAAAAAAAAUAGUAGUUCUAAUAUUGCUUUAAAAUACAUUGAUGAUGAAAAUAAUGUUAAAUAUGAUAAUCUAAUUAAUGAAGAAGUUCAUAUUUAUAAUAAUAAUAUUGAUAAGAUUGAACCUAAUGAACGGAUAAAUAAAUUAAGGAAAAAAAAAAUAUUAUCGGACACUAAAGAUAGAGAAGAAAAAUAUAAUGAAGCUAUAUACAAACCAGAUGAUAAAGAAGAAAAUGAAAUAAUUGAAAAUACGAAAAAAAAUAUCGAACAUAUACUUAAUGAAAAAUUAAAUAAAAGUAUUGUUAACAAAAAAGAUGAUAAGUAUUAUAGAUAUAUUCCACAAAAUAAACUUAACAAUCAUUUAGAUGAACGAAUCAUAAAAGUAGUUGAAAAAAGUAUCGACCCAUUAGAUGUUUCAAAAUUUAAACAUAAAAAACUACCAAAUGUCAAAAAUUCUCCGGAAUAUCCUAUAUUAAGAUCACCUACGAGAAAACUAAAUAAAGAAGAAGAAAAUGAUUGGAAAAUACCUCCAUGUGUUUCUAAUUGGAAAAAUAAUAAAGGGUAUAAUAUACCCCUAGACAAAAGAAUACAAAGUGAUAAUAAAAAAUUAAAUAACGUUGAAAUUAAUGAAAAUUUUGCACAUUUAAGUGAAUAUCUUUAUGUUGCUGAAAAAAAAGCUAGAGAAGAAAUCAAAAUGCGUAAUAAUAUUAUUAAACAGAAAAAACUAAAAGAAAAAGAACAAAAAGAAAAUGUUUUAAAAAAUCUAGCUAUUCAAGCUAGAAAAGAAAAAGGACUUGCUCAAAGCUCAAUAAUUAAUGAAAGAAAAAGAGAACUUGAAAGAGAAUAUAAAAUAGAGAAAAAUUUGAAAAAAGUGAAGAAUUACGAAAAUAGACUGAUCGAAGAACAAAUAGCAUUAAACAAAGUUAAUGUUAGCAAAAAUAAUAACAUCCAUGAUAUUAGCUUAUUUAAUAUUAAUGAUAUUAAUAAUAAUAAUACCGAUACACAGAAUGAUGAAACUUAUCAAAUAUAUGAUACAUCACUAUUCAACCAUAAAAAUAAUAGCAAUAUAUAUAAAUUCUCAAGUGAAAGACUAAACAAAACUCUACAAAAAACCGAAACUACACAGAAGACCGAGCCUGUCAAAUUUAUAAAGGAUAUAUCGGAUCCAUUUGGCCUCGACAGCUUGUUGUCCCAGGCAAAAAAAAAGUAG